UAGUAAUAUUAUUUUUGUAUUCAGUUCAAUUCGUACUGAACUUCUUGCCGGAUUAGGUUCGAAAACACGCGAAGACCGAGAACUUUUUUUUUGUAUAUAGUCAAAACAGUUAAAGAUUUUUUUAAAUUGAUGUUUCAUCGAUGUUUUGCUUUAUUUAAAAGUUUAUUUUACCUUAUAAAAAAAGCAAAACGUCGCUAGUAAAAUCAAAGAAGCUGUAUGCGAUUUUAACUACCACUCUGCUUCCAAAAAAAAAAUUACACGAAAUCACAGUCACUAAACAUUUCUAAUUUUGACUUUUAAUGAAACUUUGUUUCAGAUGUUUCAUAAUGUCAGUUCUGUAAAAAAAAAUCAUUUAAAGUCAUUUUCUUUUUGAAAAUUAACUCCUUAGUAUCAAACUAAAAGGUUUAAAAGGAAUAAUUCCAAACAUCAGAGCUUGAACUGCCUAAUAUGUGACUAGUGGUCUCAAUUUGCCGGAUUUAGGAAACUUUGUUUCUUAAAUCAUUACUCAUUCAUUGAGUUUUAGAAAAUGUACAUAAAACAUUUUUUUCUUCAUUUUAUUACACAAAAACUGACAAAAUUGCAAUGUUUUUGCUUCUUAUUGAAUUGAGGAAAAACAAUUAAUCGUAAGGAAGUGUUUUUAGUGUCCGGUUAGUUUGUUUGAAAUAUUUUAAUAAUUUCAGAAUAUAAAGAAUAAACUGCAUGAGUCGAAAGACACAUUUUCCUCAAGAAAUAGUAUAAAAAGUUUAGUCAAGGAUCCCGGAAUCUCUCUAUAGAAAAAAUAUCAACAAAACAGUAAGUAAAUUAGCAUAAAAUAUUAAGUACUUAAUAUUGUAGUUAUUUUUCAGCUCUUUUAAAAUAUUUUUCAUAGAAAAACUGGUUAGAUAUUCACGCCAAAGAAGGAAAGGAAGAAAAAAAUCAUCUUUAAGCUGUUCUUCACACUUUUAACUUCUUCACAUCAACUCAUUGAUUCGAAAUAAACAAUUUUAAGGAAUUUCUGAUUUUCUUUAUUAUUUUAAGUUUCUCUUAAAUCUUGAAAAAUAAAAUUUUCCAACAAACUCAAAAGUGGAAUUUGUCCUACGACUUAUCCAUGUGUCGACGGAAGUUUUACUGGGUCGGUGAAAUGUCAAAAUUUUGCAAUUCGCAGAAGAAAGAAUAUUUUUCGUUGUGAGUGAAAAAGCGUAAAUUUCACAAUUUCCCGUGACUUUUCCACACUAAAUCCAUGCAAUGAGGAUGAAGUGGCGCCUGAGGAUUCUAACUAUUGUGCUUCUGGUGGAUUUGGGGGCAUGCCUGGACUUUACACAGACUGUUUUUGGUUCCUACGGGACUGAUGGGGUCCCAGCGGCUUUUGGGGACUUCAAUUCGGACGAACUGACGGAUAUGUUUAUGCUGCGUGAUGACUUCCGGACAGUGCAAAUUUUCCUUGGAUCAGACACGGAGCCACUGCUGAAGGAGGGUCCCAAAUGUAGCUUUAAAUCCUUGAAGAUUUCCAAUGUUGUUCCGGGAGAUUUUGAUGGGGAUGCCCUGAUGGAUGUGAUGAUAACGGCUAAGACGGAAGACGGGAAGUUGGGUGUGUAUGUUAAUUGGGGUGGGCAGUCGUAUAUAAAUUGCACGAGUGAAGAGGAGAAAAUCCUGGAAGUUCACGGAGAGCCAAUGGUGCUGGAUUACAAUGAUGACAUGGUGAUGGAUCUCUUUGGGUUGGAACGUUUACCGUCUGGCGUGGAGAAGAGAACCUUCUGGCUGUUCAAGAAGGAUCGUUCUGCACCGGAAGUACGGCAGAUGCCAAUGCUUCACAGUGCCAGCCUCAGAUUGCCCCACUCCCACGCUUUCUUGGAUCUCAACCAUGACUUCACAGCUGAUCUCUUCCUCACGGCUGAAGGGAAUUUUGAAGUGUGGAACGGAACAGAUCUUCACAAUGGCUUCCUCUUCAGUCAUACCAUUGAUCUGCCAACAGGACUCAAUAAGCACGUGGGUCAGGCAAUUUUCUUAGAUGUCGAACUCAAGGGGAACAUAAACGUCGUCCUGCCCAUUUGCUUCGACAGCAAAUGCAGCAAUUCCACCAUUCUCGUGCACAACGGUCACAAAUUCCACGAUCUCGAGAUAAAUUUCAAGGAUCCGGACAACAAACAAUGGGGCUUUGUGGUGCCAGAUGAUGAUCUCUUCACGAAUGCCAUCACCCUUCGUGGGGGUGACUUCAACAUGGACGGCUAUCCGGAUCUUCUGGCUACGCUGCAGCAACAUCCCGGCGGCAUCAUUCAGACCUUCCUCCUUGAGAAUGUUCCAAUGGAUAGGAAACCUAAUCCCCUGUCCAGGACAUUUGUGGUACGUUGGAAGGCUCUCGCACCUUUUGCCAAUGGAACAGUUGCCGGAGCCUUUUACGACUUCUACCAGGAUGGCAUUCUUGAUGUGGUGCUGGUGGAAAAGGCAAAUGGGAAGUACAGAACGAAGGCCUUCCGGAAUUCUCUGGACUACGAUGCGAAUUUCGUCAAGGUUAUCGUUCUCACGGGAUUAAUGAAUAAGGAUGUGCCGACGACAAAGACCCCCCUCGGGAGGACAAAGAAAACUUACGGAACAAAUCUCCCUGGACCACGAAUUGCUUACUAUACAAUAACCCAGGAUGGGUAUCCGCAGUACGGGACGUCUCCGCAAAUCCCCCAAUCAGCAUAUUUUGCCCUGCAUUUGCCCUAUACGAUUUUUGGCUUGGGCAGAACACCGAAUUUCGUUGAUUCCAUCACAGUGGGUUUGGCGAAUCGUUCCCGAACGUGGACACAACUCAUCCCAAAUUCACAGGUGAUUGUUAUCCCGUGGCCCAUUAAGGAGCCAUGGCGCUGGAAGGCGCAACUCUUUGUGACGCCGAGUAAAUUAAUUCUCAUGAGUAUGGUGGCUCUCGGGGGGACGUGUAUUGUUAUCAUGCUCAUCAUCCUGGGGCUGUACAUCAAGGAGAAGCGUGAGGAUAAAUUGGAGAAACUUCAGGAAGCACACAGAUUUCACUUUGAUGCAAUGUAGGUCUUGGCGCAUUGUUGAUUCUUUUUUUUUUCCUUUUUAAAUGUGAUGCUAAAACAACCCCUCAUCCCCUCUAUAAUAAUUUUUGCCCUUUUAUGUAUGUAUAAAUAUUUAAUCAAAAUGAAAAAAAUCGUAAAAUAUAUAGAUUUAUUUAUAGAAAAACAAUAAAAA
Molecule: messenger RNA, 3171 nt
Organism: Lutzomyia longipalpis
Lineage: Eukaryota; Metazoa; Arthropoda; Insecta; Diptera; Psychodidae
Product: T-cell immunomodulatory protein-like
Exons: 2
Coding region: 1225-3003 (592 amino acids)
Cellular component (GO): plasma membrane
Source: RefSeq, a predicted model, not a curated record